AUGAAGAUGCAGUUCUUCUAUGCUGCCGUCUUCCUGCUGCUUUUAACAAGGAGUUUACCCACAGAAGCAAGGAAAUGUCCCAGAGAGUGCAUCUGUGACGGCACCAAACUCACGGUAGCCUGCGUUGAAAAGAACCUAACGGAAAUACCGCCGUCUAUACACGAGAUUACGGUGAAACUUGACCUGAGGAAUAACAACCUUCAGGUGCUUUCCAGGGGGGCCUUCAUGCACACGCCCUACCUCACCCACCUCAACCUGCAGCGCUGCAACAUCAUCAAGGUGAAGGAGGGCGCCUUCCGGACUCUUGGAAGGGUUGUCUCCCUAAAUCUGGCCCAGAACAAAAUUGACGUCCUUUACCAGGAGUCCUUUGACGGCCUCUCCUCCUUGAAGGAGCUUCAUCUGGACCAUAAUCGUAUCGAAGAGAUCCAGCCGGGCGCCUUCACACAGCUUGGCUUCCUCAACACGCUAAGCCUCACCCACAACCAGCUGGUUUACAUCCCCAACAUGGCCUUCCAGGGCCUGCACAACAUCAAGUGGCUUCGUCUCAGCUACAACUCCUUGAACAACUUGGCACCCGAGGCUUUCGCUGGACUGUUCACCCUCAACCGCCUCAGCCUGGAUCACAAUGAGCUGCAGUUCUUCCCCUCACAGACAAUGAUGAGACUCCGUGAGGUUACACGUCUGGACAUGAGCCACAACCCCAUGAUCUACCUCGGGGAAGAAUCCGUCUCCAUGGCAAAGCUUACGCACCUCUACCUCAACCACAUGUCCCUUCAGGACCUGUCAGACCAGACUUUGUCCGGAGCCCCCCUUCUGUCCCACUUGGACCUCAGCCACAAUCAGCUUCGUUCCCUGGAGCCCCUCUCAGGCCCCAAGGAGCUAACCAGCCUCAACCUGACAGGCAACCACAUCUACUGUAACUGCUACAUGCGUCCCCUGAAGGAGUGGGCGAGAGUCGGCGGUGUGAAGCUGCUGGGUUCCUGUGCUGGACCUCCUCACCUCUCAGAUGAGCUCCUGCAGACCGUCGCUCCUCUGGAUCUGCGAUGCCACAGCAGGGGAGAGACACUGAAGGAGGAGGAGGAGGAGGAGGAGAGCACUGCAAACACCACACCCAUACCCACAUCCAAGCCCAAGCAGAAAGCCAAAUGUCCAGUUAACUGUGAAUGCAAUAUUGAAGCCCAGCAUGCUACCUGUGAGGAUCGGGGUCAUACUAAAGUCCCGCGAGGUUUCCCCACCAAGACGCAGCUCCUUGAUCUCCGCGGCAACCGCUUCCACCACCUUCCCGCCAACAGCUUUCCAGGCUCCAGCCAAGUGGUUUCUCUCCACUUGGAGUUCUGCAAAAUCCACGAAAUCGAAGACGGUGCUUUCCAGGGGAUGAAGAAGCUGUUUUAUUUGUAUCUCUCUGACAAUGACCUCACAUUCCUGGACUCUAGAGUGUUUGCUGGAACACCUGAGCUCACCUACCUCCACCUGGAAGGGAACCGGCUGGCACAGUUCCCUGGGUCAGCUCUGUCACUCCUCCCGAGUCUGUUUGUGUUGCACAUGGAGCGAAAUGCCAUCUCCAAACUACAGCCCACGGGUUUACUGUUCUCAGCCACUCCUAAACUUAAGGAACUAUACUUGAGCAAUAACACCAUAACUGUCAUCGCCAGGGGUGCUCUGGUCUCUGCUUCCCUCAGUACACUUCAUCUAGAUUCAAAUCAGCUGACCGAGGUUCCUACCCAAGCUCUGACUGAGGCCUCUAACCUGGAGGAGCUUAACCUGUCUCACAACUCACUUCGCUGGGUUGGACCAAAAGCAUUCCAGCCUGUCCACCAGAGCCUGAAGAGGCUUUACAUGGAUCACACUGGAAUAGAGAAGAUGUCCAGUGAAGCUCUGCUUGGUCUGGGCUCAGGGCUGAGGGCUCUGACUGUGAGAGGAAACCAGCUGAAGGAGCUUCCUGACCUGAGUCCACUCACUGGCCUGGAGGUGAUCGACCUUCGAGACAACCCCCUUCUGUGCGACUGUCCUCUGUUGCCCCUUCGCAGGUGGAUGGAGAGUGUGAGUUUAGAGGUGAUUGCAACCUGCGGUCAUCCUCCUGAGCUCAGAGGUCAGAAGGUCAAGGACGUCCACGUCUUCACAUCCUGCCCAGAAAAUACCUCUCCCCCAUACAAGAAGGUCGUUGUGGACCCCAAACCUCCAAAAAUACAGAAAUCCAAACCUAGCCCUUCGAAAUCCCCUGGAGACAAAGCUCGGCGUGAAAAGCCCAAAACUAAAGCAGCCAAACCAGCCAAGAAGCAGGCUCCGAGAAAACCUGUGACACUUAAAAAGACAAAGAACAAGAAAAUACUUUAAUAAAUGAAUAUAGCUAAUUAAGUUCAGUUAGUUUCUAGCUUUUGCAGUUAACCCGAGGCUUGUUGCUUAGAUAGAUAGAUAGAUAGAUAGAUAGAUAGAUAGAUAGAUAGAUAGAUAGAUAGAUAGAUAGAUGGAUAGAUAGAUAGAUAGAUAGAUAGAUAGAUAGAUAGAUAGAUAGAUAGAUAGAUAGAUAGAUAGAUAGAUAGAUAGAUAGAUAGAUAGAUAGAUAGAUAGAUAGAUAGAUAGAUAGAUAAAUAGAUAGAUAGAUAG
This is a messenger RNA of Amphiprion ocellaris (clown anemonefish), 2604 nucleotides long. RefSeq names its product chondroadherin-like a (gene chadla). The record is from RefSeq and is a predicted model, not a curated record. Gene Ontology annotation, cellular component: membrane; extracellular matrix. The transcript is spliced from 11 exons. NCBI's taxonomy places the organism in Eukaryota, Metazoa, Chordata, Actinopteri, Pomacentridae. Bases 1 to 2334 code for a protein of 777 amino acids. Gene Ontology annotation, molecular function: protein binding; transmembrane signaling receptor activity. Gene Ontology annotation, biological process: immune response; toll-like receptor signaling pathway.